GCCUACCAUUUGCUCCGACUGUUCAGGGCGAGUAGCAGACUGGAGGCGCGGCAAUCGGACGUCAAUGUCAGUAUCGCGAAUGCUGCCGAUUCUGGUCUGCGGCAUUGGCAACCCUGGAUCAACCUACGCCAACACUCUCCACAGCGCGGGCUUGACUGUUGUCAAGACACUGGCAGAGCGCCUCGCAUAUCCUCCCUUCCAGAAGGAUCGCAGCCUCGGCAAUGGCCUGGUCAGUAGGCCUUCGGUCUCGGGCGACAGCGGAGACUGGACGCUUUGGCAGAGCACGGCCUACAUGAACGAGUCGGGCAAGGGAGUUCGCGGGGCGUGGAUGACGUGGUCCAAGAGCCUGCCCGACGAUGGAGGCCGACUUGUCAUUGUGCACGAUGAGCUUGAAAAGCCGCUGGGCUCGGUGACGCUCCGCACCAACCAAGGAGGUAGUGCAAAGGGACACAACGGGCUGAAGAGCAUUCUAGCAGUGAUGGGGAACACGCCAUUUGCACGGAUUGGCAUUGGCAUUGGGAGACCAAUCAGUCGCGACAGCGAUGAUGUUGCGCAGUAUGUGCUGAGGAAGAUGACGCCUGGGCAAAGGGAUCGGAUUGAGAAGUGCGUGGAUGAAGUGAUUGCGAAACUGGCGCAGCUCGAGAAGGGCUGAACGAAAAGCGGUGAAAGAAGACGGUUAUUCCCCCCAAAGCCAGGUGAUUGCGUCUGAGCAGCAUCACAGCUGCGUCCCAUCUUCCGAUGGUAGCCAGAUACUUGGGACGCUUCAUCUCCACUGACGAGCAAUGGCGCAUCUGCCAUGGCGAACACGACAUCUUACAUUGACCUCACCCGUGCUCCAGAAGGAAGCAUAUGGAGUAGCGGUCGAGUUCCAAGGAGGAGUUUGAGCGGACUACGAUGCCAACAUCGAGGAUGGUGGUGAUGGCGAUGAGAAUCGGAAAGUGUGUCUCUUCAAAUAAUGCAUGGGAGAUUC
Molecule: messenger RNA, 970 nt
Organism: Neohortaea acidophila
Lineage: Eukaryota; Fungi; Ascomycota; Dothideomycetes; Mycosphaerellales; Teratosphaeriaceae
Product: peptidyl-tRNA hydrolase
Exons: 1
Coding region: 65-652 (195 amino acids)
Molecular function (GO): peptidyl-tRNA hydrolase activity
Source: RefSeq, a predicted model, not a curated record